Molecule: messenger RNA, 8262 nt
Organism: Didymodactylos carnosus
Lineage: Eukaryota; Metazoa; Rotifera; Eurotatoria; Philodinida; Philodinidae
Source: the annotation of a GenBank genome assembly
AUGAAACUACAAUUAAAUAUCGAAAACAAUGUUGUUUUAAAACGGGACAAACCUUGGACUAAGUUUUAUGUUACGCAGCAAGAGCUUAUCUGCUUCAAUUCAGGUGGUGGUCAAUCAAGAUUCGAAGCAGUCGAUAGCGUUAGCGGUAAAAUUCAUCAUCUGUCAUUCAAAGACGCUGCUCAUGCCUCGAAAACAUCAGUAGCACAUUCGAUAUCGAACAAUGGAAAUAUUUUCUGUUUUUUAUUACAAUCAUCCUAUGACAUAUUCGUUUGGCAUAAAGACACUAAUAGUUCUCUCACUGUCCCUAAUUGUUUCACGGCAACAAAAAAUGCAAAGCCAAUUCAGACAAAUCGUUUUCAGUUAUUUGUCAGCAAUAGUGGUGAGCAAAUUGUACUUAUUAUUUACCCAUUGCGAAUAUAUUGUUGGUUGAAAAAUCAAGAUGCUACGCUUAUCCAUCAACGUCGUAAAUUUUGUGCAGCAUCCACACUAUCGUCAAAUGAAGGCUUAUGGACGGAAUUAAUGUUACCCGAACAUUUGAAAUCAGUCGAUGAAGUAAUGCAUAGUGAUGUGUAUUUUGCAUCAUCACGGUGCCUAUUAAUCUGUGCAAUCACGUUUGUAAAUAAAAAUGGUUUACCACAAAUUAGUCGUUUUGAUUUUGAUUGGAAAUCAACAGUUAAUUCGGAAAGAAAAUUAUCGUGGAAAGUUGAAGAUUUUGUUAUAUCAAUACCACAUUGUACAUCUGGAAUUGUAAGAUUUUCACAUACAAGUCCGAUACUUGCUAUGAGUAUCCAUCAAAAGGCAUCUGAACCGUUAAUAGUAUUUGCAUCACUGACAGCAAUCGCUUUUGCACGUUAUAUUCAUUGCAAAUGUUCUACCUUAUCUCGACAAUCAUCUUCAUCUUCUCUCGCAACAAUACCAACAGUUCAGCAAGAUCGAUCAAUAAUGAUUAGUGAUUUAGUGUGGUCAUACGAUGAUCAAUUUGUUGUUGGUUUAACAAAUCGUGGAACAAUAUUUGUCGUAAAUCGUUUUGGAGACCAAUUGAUUCUAUCUACAGCGGGAAAAUGUGUUCAACAAGGUCCAUUGCCUUAUAUCAUUAUACAUCCAUUAAUUGGUCCCGAAAGUGAAGGUACAACUCAUCUGGGUGUUGAUAUGUUUAUGCGUUCAGUAAAUUUGUCUUCGGCUGAUAAACAUGGCGAACAAAUAUUUUCAUUAGCCAAUAAUCCUGACUCUCCUACAUUCUAUUGUUCUGAUGGUUAUCGUUUAGCAACAUUAACAUAUUCAGAUAGAAUACGUGAUAAAAAAUUGUAUGAUCCAUUAUUAUAUUUUUAUUUAUUAGGUUCUUUAAGGAGCGAAAACAUUGAUCCAUUAUCACUCCAUGAUGAAUUACGUCAAAAUUUUGAAUAUAGUAAUCCGAUAAUAUCCGGUGAUGAUUUGGUUCAUCAGUCAUUUGAUUCUAAUAAUCGUGCAGAUUCAUUUGUUUCGCUUAAAAGUUUGAAUGAUCUAUCACCAACGUCACCAGUUACUAUUGAAGACAUUCUAUCGGCUCAUGGUCUAUUACAUACUAGAUUAGUUUCUCGACACAAAAUUUGUAAAAGAGUUAAUCGUAUGACAUACAUUGGUUUAUCAUCUUAUUUUCGAUCUUUUGUCGAACAACAACAAUCACCUAGUUUAACAACAAAUACCGUUCAUAAAUCGAUUAUUCUUUUUACACGUUUUUUAACCAAUAUUAUUUCAUCAGCAUCCUUUGGUCGGGUAACUUUUACUCAUAUAUCAUGUGUUGCUAGUUUAUUACCAUCCAUAUUUACUAGUUUUCAACAUGCAAACUCAUUACAUUAUUCUGAAACCGUACAUUUUUGUAUUUUAUUAAUUAUUGAAAAUUGGUUACAAUCUAUUUUAUACAUCUCAACAUCAAAUGAAUUUCAACUUGAACGAAUAUCGAAUAAUCAACGAGAAUAUAUUAAAAUUUUGGGAACAAAACAACUACAAAGUCUACAAGGUUUGAAUGUUGAUUUAACAACUUUUAUAUUACCAGAAAAUUUUGAACAGGAUAAAACUAUUCAACAUCCAUAUACAAGGAUGACUUUAUUAGAAGCAUGGUAUCGUCUAUGGUUAAUAAUUGAAAAACGAAUAAAUGAAUCUCGAAAAGCGAAUAAAUUGUAUCCAAAAUAUUUAUGUACAAUUAGAUUAUUUAUUCAAUCAUUACUACGUAAUUAUCCGUCAUUAAAUGCGAUAAGAUUUUUAUCAAAAGGUAGCCAAGUCGAUCUCAAUGAUAUAUUUCCUAGAUCUCAUAAACAAUAUCAACAUAAUCAAAUUGUUGACACAAAAUCGUAUACAGCAUUAACUGAACGUCGAAAAUCUCGACGAUUACGAGCAAGAGAAAUGAAUAGUACAUCGAAUGAUGAUGAGAAUCAAGAUUUAAUUAUAAAUAAAACACCAAGACGAAAACCACAGAGAACAAAAUACAGUGAAGCUCGAAAAGCGUUAUGUUUACAUCGAUUAUUAUACGGAUUAAUUGAACAAUAUAAUUUGUAUACAGCCAUCUGUGUAUUAAAUGUAGCAUUAAAACGUGAUACUCUCUCAUCUGUUAUACCAAUUGAUUUAUUUACAAAUGUAUUUCAAUUUAUUGAUACACGUACACAUUUUGGUAUACCAAAUCAUGCUAUUCGAUCUGUUUUACGUACAUUAGCACGUUUUAUGGCACGUGCAAUGUUAAAUGAUUCAACAUCAUUAUAUGUGUACUCAAUUGAUAGUGCAAGACCAUUACCAAAUUUAUUUAAAGUAAAUCAACAGCAGCAGCAGCAACAACAACAAUCACAACAUCAAUCAACAACAGCAACACGUUAUAUUCAUAUUGAUCGUUUACGUUUAAAAAAUUGUAUUGAUAAACAAAAUUUGAGUAAUUUUUGGCAACCAUUAAAAGUAUUAGAAUUAUUUAUACUUGGACAAUCGCCUCUUGAAGCUAUCUUAUUUUCAAAAAUGAUUGGUGAUUGGCGUACUGCACUCUGUCUUGCCGCCGUAUUACCAUCACAACAGUUAGAAAAAAAAUCUUAUUAUACAUCAUUUAAAUCUAGUUUAUAUUCUCCAAUUAAUUCUUUAACAGUCGAUUCAAUUUUAUAUAUUAAACUAUGUGAAUAUUUGGAAAUAGAUAAUUUAAAAUUAUUAAUCAAACGUCAAUAUAAACAAGAGCAAAUUUAUAAAUUUUUACAACAAAUAAAAUCACCAUUAGAACAAUUUCUUUUAUGUUCAACAAUUUUACAAGCACCAUUAGCUGAAGCAUUAUUUCGUCGUUUAAAUGCUAUUAUGAUCUAUUUAUUUACAUUAUUAUCAGUUAUUAUUACACCAAAUUAUUAUUUACCAUGUCCACCAGUUUAUUCAGCCAUGUUAAAUACAUACGAUGAGUAUGAUACAGAUAUAAAUGCAAGAUGGGAGUAUCAUCUACGUUUAUUAUUUUAUCGAACAAUUCAAAUAUUCAUAACACUAUUAUCAACAACAAAAAUACAAUUAUCUUGUUUAAAAUGGUAUCUUGAUUAUUUGAACACAAAUGAUACAGAAAAACAAUCUCAAAAUACGAGUGUAUUUGCAACAAUGAAAUCUUUAAUAAAAUCUUUAAGAUUUCAUAAAUUGCCGAACAUUCCUGACCGAAUAUUAAUCUAUUUUCGUGAUUUUUGCUCAAUAUUAUUUUUAUUAGAUAUUCGCGAUCGUUUAUCAUUAGCACUGAGAAAAUACAUACAGCAAAAAACUGAUUUUAGACAAUCACAGCAAAAUGAAAAAUUAUCGUGGCAAAUAAUUCAUUAUGGUACAAUACUCAUAUCAUUUCGAUUUUUAUUACAAGAUGAAACGUUACUAUUGCGUUCAAUAUUGAAUAUUGUUUAUGAUUUAGAACCAACACCAGUAUUAAUUAAAGAUGUAGCUAAUUUAAUUAAUUUAACAUCAGCGUACGAUGAUACUAUUGAAAUUAAAUAUUUGAUUGAUCGUCUAAAAGCAAAAUGGUAUUUAAUAAAUCCAACAUAUAUUGAAAUGUAUGAUAGUUAUUUACAGACACAACUAAAUACUGAUGCACAAAGUGAAAUGAUCAAACAUUAUAUGACAAAAUCAGAUCUUCAUAAUGAACCAUUGUUUAAUUUUCAUCCAAAAUGGUUUGAAUCAAGUACGGAAUAUGGUGAAUUUAUGAAUGUUCUUAUUCCACUAUUAUUAGAUACAUCUUCAUUAUCGGAUAAAAAAAACGUUAGUGAUAAUGUUGUUCCAUUGUUGCAUACAAUGUCCGAUCGUUUACGUGGUAUUGAACUUCCACCUAGUUUGGAGAAACGUUAUUUAUUAAAACAAUCAUAUGAGUCUCUUAUUUCAUCAAAACCUCAUGAGUAUGUUGUAUUUCCUGUUCGAACACUUCGAUUAGACGCACAGCCAUCCUUAUUUCAAAAUAAUCGUGAUCAACUUAUUGGAACAUAUAACAUUGAAACUCACGGACAACAACCAAAUGUUAUCACGUUAAAUCGUAAUAACCAACAUCAUAACAGGAACGGUUCAAAUCAGAAUUCAUCCACUCAAUAUGGUGAACAAUGGGACGGUCGUUCAGAUGAGCCCAGUCGCUCCUAUGUUCGUCAAUUUGAUGAACCAUAUACAAAUUCUGCACGAUUAAGCAUCUGGAUGACGAACUUCGCAAAUAGAGAUUUUUCGACACUAAAUGAAGCUCAACAUUCAGAAUCAACAGUCAAAUCUACUACUGGUCUUCGAAUUCCUGUUUCCGCUCAAUUUCUGUCUGCUACAUCACUCAUCAGCGAUCAGCAACAGUAUGAGUCAACAAUGAAACGUCGUCUCGAAGCAAGUGCUUACAAUUUCGAUAGUGGAAGGAAGUUCAAUCCUCAACAGCAAGAUAAGGGUAGCAAUGGUAAUGAUACGAGUUUAACAAACGUCACAAAAGACAGUGAUGUACCAUCACCUGAAGAUUUUAGUGAAGCAAUAUCAUCACCACGUCGAAUUAAAAAAGAUACGAUUCGCCCGAAUGCAACUGAUGGUGUUCAUGAUUUAUCUUACACGCUUGAUGAAAGUAUAACGUUACCUAUAAGUGUUGUGGGUGGUGAUGAAGACAUUAAAAAUGAAACAGAUCGUUUUCGAGCAUCAUCGCGAGAAGCAUAUUCAAUGGCAACAGAUAUUGGUAGUGAAGGAACAUAUGAUCUAAGAGAAUUUCCUACUGAAUAUUAUAAAGCUCGGCAAAUGAGUCCUCGUCAUCACAGUACUGCGCGUAAAAGUCCAACUAAGGUGUCAAUCAAAUCACCUGAUAAUUCUACAGCUCGACAAUCGAUGAACAGUCGACGUUUUUUCGAUGAUUCGGAUCCGUACGCUGAAACUCGAAUAGAACAAGAGGAAACAGAAAAAUAUUCAAUACCAGGUACAGACAGGUCACGUUCGAGACGUUCCCAUCGCCGUCCUCGAACUGAGCGACGAAGUGGUAGACAUGAACAACAAACAAAGGUUUUACCACAAAUUUCGCAACCGUUUGGUUUAUCAGCUAAACGCGAUCAUGUACAAUAUGUUCCAAUGACUCCAAAUAUUAUUCAAAAUUUUCCGUUAUUACGUUUGCCAUCCUCGCUUACUACACUUCAAACGUCCUAUAGAGUUGUUCAGCCAUCCAACGUCUAUAUCAACCAUCCUGUUAUCCCACAACAACAGCAGCAGCAACAAUAUUUUCCACUGUCUGUUCCGUUAAUGCGUCCAUUUGCAUCAACACCAAUGCUUCGUUUAGAAACCGCACCAGCCGUAUCCGGCUUUCCUCCACCAAUUGAGCAACAAAAACAUUCAUUUGUGCACAAUAUUAUGCAACGCUACGCUGAAUUAAAUCGUCCACAAUUACAAUUAUUACGAAUGCGACCACCCCAAACACAUUCUGACACAAUAGAACCGUUGCCGUUACCAACAACAAAUAUCGUCUCUUCUUCUGCCGAUGCUCAAAAAGAGAAAGUACAUAUUGCCGUACAAGCUGAGGUACCUCGACAGGAUGGUUAUAUGUUAGAGCCUGGCUUAUUUCAAGCUUUACUACGUGAGACUGGGAUCAACUUUACGUCAGCAGAAGCCCAUUUUUCCGCUGCUCGUCAACUUCAACAGCAAAUGUUGGAUAAUCGUCGACGAGAACGAUCAACAAUGACCGAAGGGGCUCCAAUCUUCUAUGAUUUGCAAUUUAGCAAAGGGGGUCAAGGUGAUGAAAGAAAGUUUAUGAAUGUUACUGAUAUAACGGGGUCGAAUGCUGAUGCUUUAUUAAACCAAAUAGAAAAAGAUCAAUAUGAGAGAGAACAACUUCGUAUUCGCCAACAACAACAACAACAACAACGCCAACAACAACAACAGGCUGUACAUCAGCCACAACAAAUUCCAGCAUCAGAUCAGUUUCACCAAAUUCCCAUCCAAGAUCGUCAUCGCUCUACUGUGAAUCAGCCGAGAACAAAAACAGUGACCAUCGAUAACCGCUACGAAGAUGAUAUUACUCAACACAAAAUUGAUCUCGACAUUCAGCAACGUCGCGAGAAAGACGAAGAAAUGAAACGAGCUGAAUUGUUAACAUUUGGAAAGCUAGAUGAAACUGAUGAACAGCUAAUUUCCCACUUUAGCCCGGAUGAUAAAGAUGUUCCAUUGGAAUAUUUAUUACGUCCGCGUACAACCGAACCAAACUAUAGUUCGCGUACAACCGAACCACAUUAUAGUUCGCGUACAACAUCAUCUCACACAGCACGUGAUAUCAAUUCUGCACGCUCCACAACAUCGCCACGCAAACAAAAAUCCAGUGAACGUGUAGUAAUAAAAACCACUACCCCGCGUGAACCAUUUUCAGCUCGUAAAAAAACAUCACCACGUAAAACGAUGUCACCAACAAUAAGUGAUCAACACGCCGAAGAGCGACGUAAGCAACAAAUGGAGCUAUCACGUGCGCGAGAACAAGAAGUUUUACAAUUUGUUGAUAAAGUUUUAUACGAUGAGCAUGUACCGGUAUCCAAGGCAUUACGCGAAUUUGAACUUCAGCCAUUAGAAACCAGUUUUACAUCGACUGUUCGCGACGAACUGGGACAAGAACUGUGGACUACUCAUCAGCAUGAACAAGCAAUAAAUCGAACGUACGAUUUAGAUUUUGAUGAUGAUCUUAAUUAUGAUCGAAUACCCACGAGAGACAGUCUGAGGCCAGCAUCAGCCAGGCAAGCACGCACAAAUAUUAAUCAAAAUGCAGCGCCGUAUUCCACUCCAUCAUCGCCAUUACUUCCAACAUCCAGUAGACCUGGUUCGGCUGCCUCAAUGUCUCGUCGUCCCUCAUCUGCUGGUAACAAACAACUAACGCCAUUUGGUAGAGCACUUCUACAAGUUAAAUCGAAAAAUACCAUCAGAACUGGUCCACCACCAGCCAGUUCUUCUCGUAGUAAUAGCAAUCUGAGACGACCUUUAUCAUCUCCUGCUAAACUCCAGCAAUCUCGUUCUUCAAUAACGAAUGCACCACAAAAUGUAACGGAUAUUCAAAAUUAUGUACGUCGUCUAACUACACAACUACGAUCAAAAUCAAAAUCACCACCACGCACUAUACCAUCUCACAAGGCAACCACGUACAAUCAACGUGUUCGUGCAUUAAAAAAAUCCCCUUCUGACACUCAACAACAACAAACAUCUGAUCUAAAAGCAUUGAUGCGUUUAUACGGCACGAGACGAGCACCCGGUCUAUACAAACCAUAUGAAAAAACAGGAGAGCGUUUAACAAAAACAUAUAGUGAACGUAUGAGAGAGUUACAACCGCCCUCCAGAAGUCAACCUUCCCAGCAUAGAAUGCCAUUAACCGAACGAGUAAUGCCAAGUGGAAUAUUGACAAAUAAUAAUAAUAAUCGUCCAAUGAGCGCUAAAACGGAAGAUGAUAUCUCAUUGAGCUUAUCCGAAUGGAGUGUAGAUGAGCGAGUCAAAGAAUUAUUAGCUGAUGAAAAUGAAUUGUCACGUGAUCAUCAAAGAAAAAAUAUUAAUCGAACAGUAAACAUAGCUCGUUUAGAUGAACAAGAUGAUGAUGAAUCAACGUAUAGUUUAACACGAGUAACAGAAAAGAAUGAGAACACAUAUGCCGAUGAUUUACUACAAUUGGAUCAAACGAGAAUUUGGCAGAAUAAUACUCAAAAUAAUAGUGCUCGACAAUUGAGUGAUAGAAACCAGACUGCUCGAGAUGAAAGUGAAAUGUCCGUAAGAGAUAGUAGCGUUGUGUCUGUUAUCGAUUGGGAUGCUAUCGAUCGAUUUGUUACUGAUCAAUAA